GCGGGGGCGGCACCGCGGCGGCCAGCAGGAGCUUCGAGCGCGCGUGGGGGCGGGGGCCUCUUCCAGGUGGGCAGCAGGAGGGCGCGCUGUUCCCGGCCGCCAGAAAGAGAAGAUGGACAGGAAGGGGAAAGGAAUGGCAAAGAAGAAGGGCAUAGAUUUGAAGAGAUACUUUGAGGUACUUGGUGGCAGUCGCAGCAGCUCCAACUCCAAUCCAAGUACCCGGGAAAGUGGCAAUGCUCUGGGCCAAUCUGUUCAUCAAAAUCAAGCAAGUACCGUGGAAACAGAGAAUGCAAAUUCUUUGCCCUCUCAACAAGUGGAAGAAGAGAUUCCAGAUUCCGUGGAAGCCAUAGUUGAGGAGAAUGUUGAGGUUCUAGGAGAUGAAGGUAUAACGUGUGAGGUUUCAGAUUCCAUGGAAGCAAGUACUGAUGAAGUACCGUUGCCUGGGUCUUCUACGCGCCAUUAAAACUUGCCUGGGUAUGUUUUAGGUUGUUCGUCUAUUUAAAAUGUGUUUGCAUUUUCAUUUUACUUGGCUAUUCUG
Messenger RNA from Triticum dicoccoides, 538 nucleotides. RefSeq lists its product as uncharacterized. The transcript is spliced from 2 exons. The record is from RefSeq and is a predicted model, not a curated record. The coding region runs from base 113 to 463 and encodes 116 amino acids. Lineage: Eukaryota; Viridiplantae; Streptophyta; Magnoliopsida; Poales; Poaceae.